AUGAGACCACCUAAGGAUCUCUCUAACCAAGAUCGAAAUAAGAUUGUGCAAUAUCUUCUUGCCAACUUGAAGAAUGGCAAGCCUCGGUACGGAGCCAUGAAGGAGGCGGCAUCCCUCUUCAACACAUCACAACGUACGAUUACUCGUCUUUGGGCGGCUGCAAAAAAACAAAAGGAGAAUGGUCAAGAAAUUUAUCUAGCCAAUGCCAAACCAGGUGCAAUAAGAAAAAAAAGAAUACAAGUCGACAUAGAGCUCAUACAAAGUCUGGACCUACAAAAAAGAUCAACCAUACGACGACUCGCAGUGGGGAUUAAUCAAAGCAAAUCAACUGUUUGGAGGUGGGUAAACAAAGGGCUGAUCAGAGCGCAUUCUAGUGCUAUUAAGCCCGACUUAACAGCACCAAACAAGUUAUUGCGACUACGGUUCUCACUAGAGGCUUUGGAAUUUGAUCACAUUAUGUCGGCUGUGAAGUUUAAGACUAUGGACAACACCAUUCAUGUGGAUGAGAAGUGGUUUUACAUCACAAAGGCAUCAAACAGAUUUUACCUAACACCGGGAGAGGGAGAUCCUCACCGCACGUGCAAGAGUAAGGCUUUCAUAAAGAAGGUAAUGUUUGUGUGUGCAGUUUGUAGGCCGGUGUUUUCAGAUUCUGGUGAGUGCCUAUUUGAUGGGAAGAUUGGAAUCUUCCCACUAAUAGAACAACUUCCAGCCAAGAGAAACAGCAAGAACAGACCGGCUGGAACUAUGGAAACAAAGCCCAUACAGUCCGUGACCAAGGAAAUCAUGAAAGGAUGCUACAUAAAUCAGCUUCUACCAGCAAUAUAUCAAAAGUGGCCUGAAUUUGGAAGUAAAUUGAUCUAUAUUCAGCAAGAUAAUGCGAAGCCCCAUAUACUAGACUCCGACCCUGAAUUUAGGGCAGCAGUCACAGCUCAUGGUUUCAACAUAAGAAUAGUUCAACAACCACCGAACAGUCCGGACACAAAUGUGAACGACUUGGGAUGGUUUAGAGCUAUUCAGAGCAUGCAUGUUACAGUUGUGAUGAUCUUGUGA
Molecule: messenger RNA, 1050 nt
Organism: Salvia miltiorrhiza (redroot sage)
Lineage: Eukaryota; Viridiplantae; Streptophyta; Magnoliopsida; Lamiales; Lamiaceae
Exons: 2
Coding region: 1-1050 (349 amino acids)
Molecular function (GO): nucleic acid binding
Source: RefSeq, a predicted model, not a curated record